AUGAAUUUCAGUAAUGAAUUAAAAAAAAUUAAGAAAUAUUUAACAGCUUUCAAAAUGCGUGUAAUUGCAUUGGAUCUAAUAUUGGUGUUCGUAAACAUUUUUAAUAUUCACUACGAUGGUAAAACCGUGAUUGUGAAAAGGAAUCGGAUAAACCAUCGCCUGCGCCUUAUACGAAAAGUACUAAUUUACUUUCUGCUGUUAUAUAUUUUAGCUUACAUUUGUUCAUCCUGUUUCUUUACCAAUUUUCGCACAGUGAUGCCAAAAUAUGCGCAGUCUUUAGAUGAAUAUGGUUAUGUAAGCCAAUUGGAAUACAUCGUUAAAUUAGGAUUCUCGAUUAUGUUAUUAAAACUAUUAAUUGUUUCUUUUCCGUUGUCGCAUUGGUUGAAGAAUAACAACAAAAAGUUAAUAAUAACAUUGCUAAAUGAUGUGAUAAAAAUACGCCAAAAAUUAAGCAAACGUAAUAUCGCAAUCGAUUUUAAUAAUUUACCGCCACAUUGCAAUCUCUUUUUUCAUCUGCAAUUCCUGUUAAUCAUUUGGAAUUUAUUGAACAAUAUGCGGGUGCUUUUAAAGUUCGAGGAUUUGUUCACUACAAUUAUGGACUUUAUCUUCGAUUCUUACUAUGCAUCCCUUUACUUUCUGUAUCAAAUUGUGCUGUUAAUUCAAUGGAAUAUCCAUGAUAAGCUUAAUCAAAAUUUUGCGAAGCGCAUGGCACGUAAAGAUUUUAAUUGCAAAGAUGUAAUGCAGUUCAUUACAAUGCUGAGACGUUUAAAAAAUUGUCAACGUAAUUUUGCCAAAGGCUUUUGGUGGCUACCAACAAUAGUUGUUAUAAAGGCUUUCUUAAUAAUUUCCGAAAGCUCUUUCUUUUGGAAUUAUAUCAGACAACAUAAUGCUAUGUCCGACAUUAGAUUAAUUUGGUUAUAUAGUAGUGCCGCUUUAUACUGGCUGGAUAUUUUCCUAUUGGUUUUUAUGCUGAGUGAACUACGGCAAUUGGAUCAUUGCGCACACCAACUAUUAUUCAUGACGGUUAUUAGGCAAUGCGAAGCAACACCCGAACAAAGCGGCACAAUUAAAGAGCUCGAUGAAUUCUUUUCGUCUCAUCAUGUAAAACCUUAUACUUUAUAUCUACAUCCAAAUCUACAACGCAUGAGUUGCCUUAUUAUCUGGUCUAUUUGGUGGCCAUUUGUUUUCGGAUUAUUUAUAACUUGCAUAAAUCCAAUCAAUUUUAGAUAUAUACGUAGUUUAAGUCAAUAA
Bactrocera tryoni is the source of this 1251-nucleotide messenger RNA. RefSeq lists its product as uncharacterized. NCBI's taxonomy places the organism in Eukaryota, Metazoa, Arthropoda, Insecta, Diptera, Tephritidae. The transcript has 2 exons. The record is from RefSeq and is a predicted model, not a curated record. The coding region runs from base 1 to 1251 and encodes 416 amino acids.